This is a messenger RNA of Lachancea nothofagi CBS 11611, 1158 nucleotides long. The record is from the annotation of a GenBank genome assembly. NCBI's taxonomy places the organism in Eukaryota, Fungi, Ascomycota, Saccharomycetes, Saccharomycetales, Saccharomycetaceae.
AUGGAUUCCCUGUCUAAAAAGAUCCAGAAUCUGGGGAUUCAUGAUAUUAGAAAUGCUGCUAGAUUUGCCCAGAACGUAAUUGUGCAAUAUGAGCCUUACCAGGUGGAUAUUCGUCGUGCGACGAAUACAGAUUCGUGGGGCCCUACUCCGAAACACCUUUUCAAAGUGAUGCGCAAUAAAUACCAAGUUCCGCUCCAUUUGAUGACCGAGUACACCUUGAAAAGACUGGUGGACCAUAUUGCUGCGAGGCCCAAAAACCUUUACGAGAAAGCGCGCAAGCAAUAUGUGAACUACGGAAAUGAAUGGCGCGUAGUUCUUAAAUGCUUGGUGGUGCUCGAUUAUCUGCUCAUGAAUGUGGACAACGGUUCGGAGCUCGACCAAGUUACAAGUUGUUUGCUAACGCAUAAACACAUCUUGACCCGUGACGUGAUGCAUUUCCGCGUGGACUUCAGCAGUGACGGGAAGAUGGAAGUUCAUGAACGUGGAAUCAAGAAGAAGUGCGAAACCAUGAUCCAGUAUUUGGAGGAUCCUGCUUUUUUGAAAAGAGAACGCGCGAAGCAUACUAAAAAUGUGGCCAAGAUCCAUCAAUCUUCGAGCGCCUACUCAACUACUACAUCUACGCCUGCCGCGGGAGGACGCCAGGAUCCCGUCUAUGGAUCUUAUGACGACGAAGACGACGACGACGACGACGACGACGACUUCGAGGUGGAGGGCAGUGUAGCCCCUACGAAUGUCCCAUCCGCGAGGCAGCUUAGGUCCUCUGUUGUAGAUGAACAGCGACGCCAGAAACGGGAAAUACUCAGAGAAAAAAUUAAAGCCAGUGAGCUACAGCGCAAAGCGUCCCUAAAAAAGGCCCAAGAGCCUCCUGUUGACUUGUUGAACUUUGAUGAUGCCGAACCAGUCCCACAGGCCCCAAACGGAUACCGGGCCUCUACAGCACCUGCCGAAGACGACGAAGAUGAUUUUGGAGAAUUUCAGAGCGAUAGUCAACCUAAGACAACUUCAACAAAUACCACCACUAGCACAAUGGGUGGAAUUGAUUUGUUGGAUUGGGAUGGAUCGGGAUCAGGAUCAAAGAAUAAGGAAACCACAGGAUCCAGUGGUAAAUCAAAAGAUGCAUUUGCGGAUUUGUUUUCGUAUUCCAAAGCUCAUGCUUGA